AUGUCGCUGGCAGUUUUGCUCAACAAGGAAGAUAGGGACAUAUCUGAUUUUUCAAAGACCACAGCAGACAAGUCUGGGAGAAAUAAUAGCAAUGAGAAGGCUACCGAGUUGGGCCCUAGCAAAGUGCUGGAUAAGAGGCAAGCGUAUUUGUCUCAACUGAACAGUCAGUUCGAGUAUAUCAAGAGAAGGGACUCGAUAGAGCAACUCUAUCAGGACUGGAAGUUCAUUAAUCUACAAGAAUUCGAGUUGAUAUCAGAAUGGAAUCAGCAGUCCAAGGACUGGCAGUUUGAUAACACUAAUGAUUCUCACGAUUUGCAUUUCAAGAAGCUGUACCGUGAUAUGAGCGUGAUCAGUAAAGAAUGGACGGAGUACCAAUCUUUCAAAAAUACAAAUUUAUCGGACAUAAUUAAUGAAAAGGAUGGUGAUGAAGAUGAAGAAGAAGAAGAAGACGAUGAGCUGGAAUACGGUGAAGAGAUCAUGGAAGAAGAUGAAGGAAGUACUAGUAAACACGUUAAUGGCAAAAGCGUGCGUGGAAAUAGUGUUCAAAAAUCGAGAAAAAAAGAUUCUACUGUAGCCGUGGGGAAGGCUGUAAAGGAUGAACAACAAAAUGAUGGUGAUACGGUUGUAAGUGUCGAUGGAGACGAGAACGAAGAUGACAAUAACGAUGAAGGCAAUGGCAAUGAAAAUGAAAACAACAAUGGCAACGACAACGACGAUGACAUUGAUAAUGAGGAUGAGGAAGAAAAAGAGGACGAUGACGAAGAGGAAGACGAAAUGGAAGAUCUUGACGAAGAGGAUUUUGCAGCUUUUGAAGAACAGGACGACAACGACGAUGAGGAUUUCAAUCCUGACGUUGAAAAGAGGAGAAAAAGAUCCUCGUCCUCUUCGUCAUCUACCAAAUUAUCCAUGAACUCGCUCUCUCUAAUAACAUCCAAAAAGAUAAAUAAAAAUAUCACUAUCAAUAGUGAGAGACCGAAGAUUGUACGGGAACUUAUCAAGAUGUGCAAUAAGAACAAGCAUCAAAAGAUCAAGAAAAGAAGGUUCACUAAUUGCAUUGUCACUGACUACAAUCCAAUCGACUCGAAGUUAAACAUCAAAAUCACUUUGAAGCAGUAUCACGUUAAAAGGUUAAAGAAGUUAAUUAACGAUGCCAAGAGAGAAAGAGAAAGAGAAGAGGCUUUAAAAAACAAUAUUGACUUGGAUGGUAACGAUUUGGAUAAUGACGAAGAUGGACCAGAAUCCCAUAAGAGAAGGAAAUUGAACAGCAAUAUCACUAAUGGCACCGACGAUCCUAAUAAAAGGAAGUUCAACACUAGACACGGGUUACCCACUUACGGUAUGAAAAUGAACGCCAAGGAAGCUCGGGCCAUCCAGAGGCAUUAUGACAACACUUACACUACUAUAUGGAAGGAUAUGGCUCGUAAGGAUUCUACAAAAAUGUCGAGAUUAGUUCAACAAAUACAAUCAAUCCGAGCAACAAAUUUUAGGAAAACAUCUUCACUUUGUGCCAGAGAAGCGAAGAAAUGGCAAUCCAAGAAUUUUAAGCAAAUAAAGGAUUUCCAAACGAGGGCUAGGAGGGGUAUCAGAGAAAUGUCUAAUUUCUGGAAAAAGAAUGAACGUGAAGAAAGAGACUUAAAGAAAAAGAUAGAAAAGGAGGCUAUGGAGCAGGCAAAGAAGGAAGAAGAGGAGAAGGAAUCGAAGAGGCAAGCUAAGAAGUUGAAUUUUUUGCUAACCCAGACGGAGUUGUAUUCGCAUUUCAUUGGAAGGAAAAUUAAAACAAACGAAUUGGAAGGGAACAAUCUUGUUAACAACGAUUCUGAAAGCCAAAAGAAUAUCGAUAUUUCAGCUCUGGCUCCUAAUAAAAACGAUUUUCACACUAUUGACUUUGACAAUGAAAAUGACGAACAACUGAGACAAAGAGCUGCAGAGAAUGCUUCCAAUGCAUUGGCAGAGACAAGGGCUAAAGCCAAACAAUUCGAUGAUCAUGCUAACGCACAUGGAGAAGAUGAGGAGGAUGAGUUGAAUUUCCAAAAUCCAACUUCCUUAGGUGAAAUAACUAUUGAGCAGCCUAAAAUUUUAGCUUGUACUUUAAAGGAAUAUCAGCUGAAGGGUUUAAAUUGGUUAGCUAAUCUUUACGACCAAGGUAUCAAUGGUAUUUUGGCAGACGAAAUGGGGUUGGGUAAAACCGUACAAUCUAUCUCUGUUCUGGCUCAUUUGGCUGAGAACCAUAAUAUUUGGGGACCCUUUCUUGUCGUCACGCCUGCUUCGACUCUACAUAACUGGGUGAACGAAAUAUCCAAAUUUCUACCCGAUUUCAAAAUUCUACCAUAUUGGGGGAACGCCAAUGACCGUAAAGUUUUGAGGAAGUUUUGGGAUAGGAAAAAUUUGAGGUAUAGUAAGAAUGCUCCAUUCCAUGUUAUGGUGACAUCCUACCAAAUGGUCGUCACUGAUGCGAAUUAUCUGCAAAAAAUGAAAUGGCAAUAUAUGAUACUGGAUGAGGCCCAAGCCAUCAAAUCUUCACAGUCAUCCAGGUGGAAGAACUUAUUGAGUUUUCAUUGUCGUAAUAGACUAUUAUUAACAGGUACUCCUAUACAAAACAGUAUGCAGGAAUUAUGGGCAUUGUUACAUUUUAUCAUGCCCUCCCUGUUCGAUUCUCACGAUGAAUUCAAUGAAUGGUUCUCUAAGGAUAUUGAAUCUCAUGCAGAAGCAAAUACCAAAUUAAACCAACAACAAUUACGUCGUUUGCAUAUGAUUUUAAAACCAUUCAUGUUAAGGCGUGUGAAAAAGAACGUCCAAUCCGAAUUAGGUGAUAAAAUUGAAAUUGACGUUUUAUGUGAUUUAACACAAAGGCAGGCUAAAUUGUAUCAGGUAUUAAAAUCUCAAAUAUCCACUAAUUAUGACGCUAUUGAAAAUGCUGCUACCAAUGAUUCUACUUCUAACUCUGGUUCAAGUUCCGGUUCUGAUCAGAACUUAAUUAACGCAGUUAUGCAAUUCAGAAAGGUUUGUAACCAUCCGGAUCUUUUUGAAAGAGCAGAUGUGGAUUCUCCGUUUUCCUUCACCACAUUUGGUAAGACUACUUCGAUGCUAACUGCAUCGGUUGCGAACAACAACAGUGCUGUAACCAACAGCAAUAUGAAUCUCUCUAGCAUGGGCAGCAGUAAUAUUUCGAAUGGGAAAUUUAUAGAUCUGAUUUACUCUUCAAGAAACCCAAUAAAAUACAAUCUGCCAAAAUUAAUUUAUGAGGAUUUGCUCUUACCGAACUAUAACAAUAAUGUGGAUAUAGCCCAGAAGUUGAAGAAUGUGAAAUUCAAUAUUUUUAACCCAUCAACUAACUACGAAUUGUGUUCAUUUUUAUCUAAGUUAACCGGAGAAACCUCACUCAAUGAAUUUUUCAGAGUAUCCAAUAUGCCCCUACUUAAGCAAGUAAUAGAAUAUGAAGACCGUCCACAUAAUAUCAAUAGUUUGAUUUUCAGAAACGCAAAUCAAGAGAUACUCGAAGUUUCCAAAAAUACAGCUUCUAGGGGUGUAAUGGCAUCAUUAUUGAACGUAAAAGAACUAGCCUACGAAGAUGAGUAUCUGAAUUGCAUACAACGUGGUUAUCAUCCUAAUGUUUCGGCCCCCCCGGUUACCAUUGAAGUUCUUGGUUCUAGUCAUAUUUCCAAUAGCAUAGAUAACGAACUAUUUGAUCCAGUUGUAACUCAAGCAUUAUCCGAUAUUCCGGCAAUAACGCAAUAUAACAUGCAUGUCAACAAGAAGAUCUCGGUUCAAGAUUUCCCAAAAACAGGGCUAUUCCCUGAACCAUUAAAUAAAAAUUUCUCAUCCAAUAUAUCUAUGCCAUCCAUGGAUAGGUUUAUUACUGAAUCAGCCAAACUAAGAAAAUUGGAUGAAUUAUUAGUGAAGUUGAAAUCAGAAGGUCACAGAGUCCUGAUAUAUUUCCAAAUGACCAAAAUGAUGGAUUUGAUGGAAGAAUACUUGACGUAUAGACAAUACAAUCAUAUUAGAUUAGAUGGUUCGUCAAAGUUGGAAGAUCGUCGUGAUUUGGUCCAUGAUUGGCAAACUAAUCCGGAGAUCUUUGUUUUUCUUUUAAGUACAAGGGCAGGUGGUCUGGGUAUUAACUUAACCGCCGCAGAUACUGUAAUAUUCUAUGACUCAGAUUGGAACCCUACUAUUGACUCACAGGCUAUGGAUAGGGCACAUAGAUUGGGUCAAACUAGACAAGUUACAGUAUAUAGACUGCUUGUCCGUGGUACUAUAGAAGAAAGAAUGAGGGAUAGAGCAAAGCAAAAGGAGCAAGUUCAACAGGUUGUCAUGGAAGGUAAGACUCAAGAAAAGAAUAUUAAAACUAUUGAAGUGGGUGAAAAUGAUUCCGAAGUCACUCCUGAAAAUGGUAAAAACAUGAUUCGAGAUGGGAUUAAAGAGACGGCAAGCGCACUAGCAUGA
Molecule: messenger RNA, 4440 nt
Organism: Saccharomyces mikatae IFO 1815
Lineage: Eukaryota; Fungi; Ascomycota; Saccharomycetes; Saccharomycetales; Saccharomycetaceae
Gene: INO80
Product: chromatin-remodeling ATPase INO80
Exons: 1
Coding region: 1-4440 (1479 amino acids)
Biological process (GO): DNA repair; DNA-templated transcription; chromatin remodeling
Cellular component (GO): nucleus; Ino80 complex
Molecular function (GO): ATP-dependent chromatin remodeler activity; histone binding; DNA binding
Source: RefSeq, a predicted model, not a curated record